This is a messenger RNA of Paraglomus brasilianum, 369 nucleotides long. The record is from the annotation of a GenBank genome assembly. NCBI's taxonomy places the organism in Eukaryota, Fungi, Glomeromycota, Glomeromycetes, Paraglomerales, Paraglomeraceae.
AUGUCUUUUAUCACCUUCCUCCUCCCCGACGUCGAACAACAGUUCGACCAAGAGUUGGCACGCCUUGUUUCCAGCAAAGAGGAACUCUUAAAGUACAACAAUACUCUAAGAGUGGAUGGGCGAGGAACUCUUCGAGUACAACAAUACUCUAAGAGUGGAUGGGCGUCCGAAGAGACCGUGUGGGGCGGCACAAAUAUUCGCGGUGGAUUUUUUCAAACGACCACUACCCCGACCACUACUACCACUACUACCACCACCACUGCCACCCUGGAGAUCCUGGAGAACUCCGAAACCAACGUCUACCAAGAGGAGGUAGAAUACCUCUUGGAAAUAUUUGAAAGCCAAGGAGAAGAGACGUUGGAGGAGUGA